AUGCAGACGCCUCCUCGUACGACCAGAAGCUCAGUACUCGGGAAGCGAGGCCAGCUUCAUGUAGAUUCGUCGUCAUCGUCGUCGUCGUCGACGGCGGACACCGACGAUGUGUCGACUGAGGCAAAAUUUUUAACGCCCGAUAGCACCCCUUGUGCCAAACGUGCGAGGACCUCUUUAACCCUCCUCGAUGGUGAAGGGAACAAAGAAAAUGUCCCACCUUUUCGUUGUGAUGCUGUCGUCGAAUCUCCGGGAGGUGGCAGGGUUACCAGAGCCUUACGGCGCACUAGUACAGAACUCACGACUCCAACACGAUCCCGGCAGACUCCUCGCCGACGUGCGUCGACGUCGAGUUUGCAAAUACCCAACACUCCGUCCACCGCAAUGUCGCACCUGGCCCUGCAGACCCCACCACGAACUCCCUCUCUUCAACUCCCUCUCCAUGCUCGUGCUCGUGCUCUGUUGCGUGCCACAUGCAAUAGCAAUGCCAACAUCGCUGGCCGUAGCGCCGAACGUGAAAUGAUCCGAAACUUCGCGACGGCUUUCUUCGCGGCAACUCCGAAGCCGGAGGAUCUCGUAAAUCCCGUGCUGUAUAUUUCUGGCUCCCCUGGCUGUGGUAAGACUGCUCUUGUCACUGCCGUCCUCAACGAUCUCGAGGUCGAGAUGUUUGAGCAUGGUGUCAACGUCAUCUUCAUCAACUGCAUGGCCUUCAAUAGCCUGGAGUCCGUGUGGGAACGAUUAUUGCAAGAGCUUGGGGGCUCCCUCCCUCGCGGCAAGAAAUCUCGCCAUUGCGUUGAAAACAUUCUUGCGCGCCGCAAUUCCAAAUGCAUUCUCGUCUUGGAUGAAAUGGACCACGUUGCCACGUCUUCACAUGCUCUGAUCUCCCUCUUUUCUCUUGCCGAAGAUCAUCCAUCCACCCUACGUAUCAUCGGCAUUGCGAACACUCAUACCCUUACUUCGUCAGCCUCUCAGCUCUCGAUGCAUGGCAUCACCGGUGUCAAGACCGUUCACUUUGCGGCCUAUCAGCCCGCGCAACUGCUGCAGAUCAUACAAGCUCGCUUGCAACCCUUGGCAGAACAGGACUUGGCUAUCUCAGAGGAUAUCGUCCGAAAAUUCCUUCCCCUUCCUUCAUUGACUCUCCUGUCGAAAAAGAUCGCCUCACAGACAGGUGAUGUCCGUGCUAUAUUCGAGGUUCUUCGAGGCGCGAUCGACCAAGCCGUGGUCGAGGCCUCCGUUUCCGCUCGUGUAGCGGAUUACGUUGCACCGACCGUUACUCCUUCGCAUAUCCUCUCCGCCCUCAAAGCCUAUGCUCCUUCAUCUAAGGUUGGUUCCGUGCCUGCUAUGUCGGGUUCUUCCACCAAGACGUCGAGCAACAGCGAAGUCGUUAUGAAGGUCCGAAAUCUCGGCCUCCAGGCUCGCCUUGCUCUUCUCGCCCUCCUUCUGGCAUGUAAACGUGUAGAGGCAGCCCUCACUCUGUCUGGUCCCAAUACGUCACCUUACCGUACCCCUCCCCGAUCCCCAACCAAGCGCUCGAAUUCUUCCAACAAACUCUCCUCAUCCCCGUCGCCUACACCUCGUUCAGGGAGCUCAUUCAUCGACACAACCCAUCUCCACUCUUUCUAUUCGGCCAUUCUCACUCGUGGAGAGGCUGAUGUGUUUAAGCCCGUCUCUCGUAGCGAGUUCUGUGACCUGGCGGGGAUGCUGGAGACAGUAGGCCUUGUCUCGCUUUCGUCGUCGUCUGGUCCUUCAUCACCGACCAAGGGGAGAAAGCUUGCUCGCAGUUCGUCUUUUGGUGGUGGCAGCAAGGGCUUGAAGGCCCAAGACAUCAAGUUCGUGGAAGGAGUUAGGGCCGAUGAAGUCCUUCGCGGCCUAGGCAUCGAAUUCGGGCCCCAAUCGACGUCUAUGCCAGUCGACGUAAAGGAGGAAGAGAUCUCCGCCCUCUGGCAUCGCGAGAUGUCGAAAAUCAAAAAGGAGUCUAGUGUUCAGCAGAGCAAAAUCACUAUUGUCUCGGUAAGUCCGGCAUUUGACGGUUCUAUGGAAGAUUAG
Molecule: messenger RNA, 2043 nt
Organism: Heterobasidion irregulare TC 32-1
Lineage: Eukaryota; Fungi; Basidiomycota; Agaricomycetes; Russulales; Bondarzewiaceae
Exons: 3
Coding region: 1-2043 (680 amino acids)
Biological process (GO): mitotic DNA replication checkpoint signaling
Cellular component (GO): nucleus
Molecular function (GO): ATP hydrolysis activity; DNA replication origin binding
Source: RefSeq, a predicted model, not a curated record